AGCGCCUCUCAGCCGAACGCACGCUGACGUUAAAAACGAUUGAAAUAACUAGCCUGAAAACGAUUUAGAUUGUCUUCUUGCGUUGCAGUAACGGCAACGAGAGAGAACAUUUCCAGACUGACGAGCACGCGGAACCUUUUUGACUAAUCAGCGUUUUAUCUUGCUGACUACAUUAUGUCGGUUACGGAGAUGUUCACUUAUAUCCAGGGCUUUUUAAGCGCGGAUCAAGACGUGAGAGAGGACAUAAGAAAAGUAGUCCAAGUCCUCGAACAGACUGCAAGGGAAAUCUUGACUGUGCUUCAGAGUGUUCACCAACCAAGCGGUUUCAAAGACAUUCCUAGCAAAUGCCAAAGGGCACGCGAGCUCUUCUGCACUGUAAGAACGCACAUGGGAGAUUUGAAAACAAAGUUUCCGGCAGAACAGUAUUACCGGUUUCACGAGCAUUGGCGUUUCGUGCUUCAGCGAUUGGCAUUCCUGGCUGCUUUCGUAGUCUACUUGGAGAGUGAAUCCCUGGUGACUCGAGAGGAGGUUGCCAAGAUCAUUGGAAUUGAAACAGUCAGAGAGAAAGGAUUUCACCUGGACAUCGAGGAUUAUCUGGCAGGUGUUCUGAUCAUGGCAAGUGAACUGUCUCGCCUGGCCGUGAACAGCGUGACGGCCGGUGACUACGGCCGCCCCCUGCGCAUCUCCAACUUCAUCAACGAGCUGGACUCGGGCUUCCGCCUGCUCAACCUGAAGAACGACCCGCUGCGCAAGCGCUACGACGGCCUCAAGUACGACGUGAAGAAGAUCGAGGAGGUGGUCUACGACCUCUCCAUCCGGGGGCUGGCCAAGGAGCAGGAGGCCGGAGGAGACAAAUAGAGCGGGGGAGGAGU
Sardina pilchardus (European sardine) is the source of this 872-nucleotide messenger RNA. It is a transcript of the gene tsn, whose product is annotated as translin. The coding region runs from base 175 to 858 and encodes 227 amino acids. NCBI's taxonomy places the organism in Eukaryota, Metazoa, Chordata, Actinopteri, Clupeiformes, Clupeidae. Gene Ontology annotation, cellular component: nucleus; cytoplasm. Gene Ontology annotation, molecular function: single-stranded DNA binding; sequence-specific DNA binding; RNA binding. The transcript is spliced from 6 exons. Gene Ontology annotation, biological process: RNA metabolic process. The record is from RefSeq and is a predicted model, not a curated record.